AUGAUGGAGUUCCGGACACAAGGCUACAACGGCUACAGCGUCAAGUAUUCGCCCUUUUUUGAUUCGCGCAUCGCCGUUGCAACAUCUGCGAAUUUCGGGCUCGUAGGCAAUGGAAGGCUGUACAUAUUAGGACUCACGGCGAAUGGUAUCGUGGCCGAGAAAUGGUUUGACACACAAGACUCCCUUUUUGAUACCUCCUGGUCCGAGGCUCACGAAUCCCAACUGCUUACCGCUGGCGGCGACGGCUCUGUCAAGCUCUUCGACAUCAACGUGCCCCAAUUCCCUAUUCAGUCCUGGCAAGAGCAUGCCCGUGAGGUCUUUGCUGUGCACUGGAAUCUCGUUGCCAAAGACACCUUUCUCAGCAGCUCCUGGGAUGGCACAAUCAAGGUCUGGAAUCCCAACGCGAGUGCGAGUCUGACGACGCUGCCCACACAUUCUUGCACCUAUUCGGCAGCGUUUAGCCCGCACAGUCCGAGUAUACUGAGCAGCGUGAGCUCGGAUAGCCAUCUGAGGGUUUUUGAUCUGAGGACUCCGGCCAGUGCAAGCAAUCACUUGACACUGAGUGUGCCGAUUCACACCCCCCCGAAACCGAGGAUGGGUGCUGCGGCGACCGUCGGGAUUGCGCCAGCUGAAGCAUUGACACAUGAUUGGAACAAAUACCGCGACUCGAUUGUUGCGACAGCGGGUGUGGAUCGCCUAAUUCGGACAUUCGACAUCCGCAUGCCAGGGACGGGUCCCAUUGCCGUGCUGCCAGGCCAUGAGUAUGCUGUACGCAGGAUAACGUGGUCACCGCAUCUUUCAGAUAUCUUGCUGAGUGCCAGUUACGACAUGACAUGUCGUGUGUGGACUGAUGGCAGUGCCAUGGGCCAUGGAUCUUUGAAGCAGGAGAAUAUGCUGGAAGAUCCCAUGUUUUACGGCGGCGGCCGGGAAAUGGGCAGGAUGGGCCGACAUACGGAGUUUGUGACGGGCGUGGAUUGGUGUUUGUUUGGUGCCGAGGGCUGGUGUGCGAGUACAGGCUGGGAUGAGAAGAUCAUGGUGUGGGAUUGUAGAGCUACUAUGCAAUGA
Messenger RNA from Plenodomus lingam JN3, 1065 nucleotides. RefSeq lists its product as uncharacterized. Gene Ontology annotation, cellular component: peroxisomal matrix; cytosol. Gene Ontology annotation, molecular function: protein binding. NCBI's taxonomy places the organism in Eukaryota, Fungi, Ascomycota, Dothideomycetes, Pleosporales, Leptosphaeriaceae. The record is from RefSeq and is a predicted model, not a curated record. Gene Ontology annotation, biological process: protein import into peroxisome matrix.